ACCCCCGCAAGCACAACUAGGUGCUUGCGGGUGUUGUACGGUACAACUAAGUACAACUAGGUACCUGGUGUGAGGGCGCCGGGUGUGACGAGGCCAUGGCUGACGAUGUCCUUGGUGAGCGCGGGCAGCUAAGGUUUCUCCUGGUGGUGGUGGCGGCCGCGCUGACCGGUGUGCUAGGCUUCAACCUACCCUUCAAGGAAUAUGUAGGAUACUACAUAGAAGGAAACGUCUUGAUGACGCUGAAGAGAGCGUCGCUUAUACAGUGUGCGAACGCGUGUCUCAACAACCAGCCACAGUGUCGAGCCUUCAACGUGAUCUACUCUGGCACCGUCAGGCCCAGCAGGGAGUACACCUGCGAGGUCCUCUCCUCCUACAACAACCUGCACAUCUUAGCCUACAAGACGCUCUACUAUAAACCCGACAUGUACCAGGACCUGGGAUACAACAGGAGCCUUGAUCGACUGGUCUAUUACGUGCCUCCAGUGAAAAGUUUGCCAUGGUCUAUUGCCCAAUGGAAGUGCAAGAACUUAUGGGGGGAGUUACUGGUGCCCCGGACGGAAGCAGAGUAUGAGUGGAUGAAGGGCGUCUACAUCAACAUGGCCUAUGAGGCUAUGUGGCUGCCCAUCUUAGAAUUAGGUGAACGGGAUACCAAUGACUCACACUAUGUCUGGACGGGUUGGAACUUGAACAGCACCGCAGCCCCGGGGUCGCUGCAGAUGAACUGGACGGACGACAACGUCACGGUAAUGUGCCCUGGUUACGACGGUACGACGUUCACUUGCGACACCGUCGACUGUGCGCUCUUCACCUCCUCCACCGCCGGAUCAAAUGACUUUCAUAUUGUUAUUCAGGAGUGUUUCAACGCCUCGUUUUACGAUACUCAGAAAAUAGGUUACAUCUGCGAGGCCGCCAUUCCCGAUCCUGCCACCUAUCCCUGGCUCAACCCUCCGACCUAUCCAUGGAACCAUCCUGAGCUGUGAUGCCUCCUGUUAUUGUUCAGGUCUAUCUUCAUUUGUUAAGACGCCAGUUAGGCUCAGUUUUUUUAUUAUUAUUUUCUACCACAAACGUGGCCACACAUUUACAAUGCUAACCAGCAUAUAUACAUUUUCUUCUGUCCUCCAUAGACAGGGUUAGAGAUCAGUUAAACAUAUAGUUCAGGGA
Procambarus clarkii (red swamp crayfish) is the source of this 1161-nucleotide messenger RNA. RefSeq lists its product as uncharacterized. The record is from RefSeq and is a predicted model, not a curated record. NCBI's taxonomy places the organism in Eukaryota, Metazoa, Arthropoda, Malacostraca, Decapoda, Cambaridae.